Mytilus trossulus (common blue mussel) is the source of this 1351-nucleotide messenger RNA. Its product is annotated as corticotropin-releasing factor-binding protein-like. Lineage: Eukaryota; Metazoa; Mollusca; Bivalvia; Mytilida; Mytilidae. Bases 149 to 1066 code for a protein of 305 amino acids. The transcript is spliced from 8 exons. Gene Ontology annotation, molecular function: corticotropin-releasing hormone binding. The record is from RefSeq and is a predicted model, not a curated record. Gene Ontology annotation, biological process: negative regulation of corticotropin-releasing hormone receptor activity; hormone-mediated signaling pathway; negative regulation of corticotropin secretion.
AACAAUAAGAAUCAUCUCUAGGAUUGUCAUAGAACUAAAGAAACAAACUGUAAAGUGCGUGGUCUGGAAUGAUGCUAUAUAAGUAGAGAUUUUAUCGGAUCUCAAUCACUUAGAUUGUCACCAUCGUACAGUACUGAUAAGCCUCAACAUGAUUAAAACAUUUCUGAUUUUACUUUGCCUCAUUGAGAGUUCCAUCAUCAACGCACUUCCAUUUAAGAAUACAAAGAAAUAUGACUUUCUUAAAAGAAAAACAAGAAGUACAAAUGGAGAUAUAGGAUGUAUGCAUAUGGCAGCUGAACCAGGAGAUUACAAGUUUUCAUCUGACGGCAGUGGUUCCGUAUGCGGUCUGUAUUUUAUAGGUCCACCAGAAGACGUCAUUGAACUACAAUUUUUAGAUUUUGAUAUAAAUUGUGAAUCAGGAUUAUUAGCUUUAGUCGAUGGUUGGGAAAUGAAUCAUGAGUAUUUUCCAAGCCCAGAAGAUCAUGAAUUACCUUUAGAAGAACGUUAUCAGGAAUUCUGUAAUAAUAGAAAGCCGUCCAAAACAAUUGUGGUUUCACAAAAUGUUGCCUUAAUACAACACCUUAUUACCGAAGCUGGACAGGGAUUUAGAGUUAGAGUUAGAUUUGUUAAAUCGCCACAACCUUGCAAUGUGGUAUCAUCAACAGAGACAGGAAUCCACACACUGAAGAACUUUGGAUCUAGACGAAACUGUUCUGUAUCCAUUAUCUAUCCAGAAACUGUCAAACUAGACUCUGUAGACGUUGGGGUCACACCUAAAGGUGCACUCAUGGAGGCAGACUUCGGAAUAACUAACAAAUGUAUGACUUCCAAUGGUGUUGAUUUUGUUGAGGUUAUGGGAGGGAACAGCUUUGAACUGAACAAAUCAAACGACAGAAAAGGAAUCGUAUGUGGGAUGAAAUCAAACACAGGACCACUGGAAACAAUCGUCGGAUGCCAGAACACUGUUAUUAGAUUAGUAUCAAGUGGAAACUUCUACAACACAGUUACCUUCUCCUACCGACCACCACACGGUGAAGAAUUUGCAAUGAGCAAUGCUGUUUGUUGAAAAAAAUGAUCAAUAUGGCACACGGAUGUUGGCGCAACUUUAUUUGUUACACAAAUCACUACUGUUAAAAUGGCAAUCAUUGUUUGGGAAUUGACUAAUGAAUUAUAUAAAACCAAAAUAUGAAAUAACAUACAACAUUUGUACAACUGUAUAUGUUUGAAAAUAAAAUAAAAUGUGAUAUCUUAACUUCCAAUAAAAAAAAAAUGUGUCACCAAUUUAAUAUUUUUGAACAUUUGUAAUGCUUGAUUUAACUAUGUAUUGAAAUUAAAAAUGAAUUGCUUCACA